This is a messenger RNA of Mauremys mutica (yellowpond turtle), 1541 nucleotides long. RefSeq names its product non-structural maintenance of chromosomes element 3 homolog. Bases 118 to 948 code for a protein of 276 amino acids. Gene Ontology annotation, cellular component: nucleus. The record is from RefSeq and is a predicted model, not a curated record. The transcript is spliced from 10 exons. Lineage: Eukaryota; Metazoa; Chordata; Testudines; Geoemydidae.
CGUGACGCAUGCGCGGAGGGUAUUGUUGGGGGCCGCGAGGGAAACGGCGGGUUGAGGCCGCGCGCCGGGUGCCAGCGCGCCCCCCCUCCCCCCGCGCUGAGGAGCCGCCGGGCCGCGAUGGCGCAGAAGAGGCGCACCAAGGGGCCCGGCCCCUCCCAGGGGGAAGACUUGGCCGCGGACGAGGACUUCGCGCCGACCCCGAGCGCCAGCCAGGUGCAGCGGAGCCUGGAGCGACUCUCGCCGGCCCAGGUGGAUCAGAAGGUGAGCGAAUUGGUGCAGUACCUGCUGGUCAAGGAUCAGAAGAAAAUCCCCAUCAAACGGGCAGAUAUCCUGAAAAAUGUCAUCAAAGACUACAGAAGCGUCUAUUCUGAGAUCAUUAAGCGAGCCGGCAGGACCCUCCAGCAGGUUUUUGGGCUGCAGCUGGUGGAGAUAGACCCCAAGCAUCACAUCUACAUCCUGGUCAGCAACCUGCCGCGCCUGGAAGUGGAGAACCUGAAACAGGAUGAUUGCACAGCAAAGCUGGGCCUCCUCACCGUCAUCCUCAGCUUCCUCUUCAUGAAGGGCAAUGCUGCUAAAGAAUCUGCUGUGUGGGAGAUGUUGAGGAGACUGCGAGUUGACCCUGGAGUGAGACACGAGGUCUUUGGGGAUGUCAAGAAGUUGGUGACUGAGGAAUUUGUCCGCCAAAAGUACCUGGAAUACAACCGCAUACCCCACACAGAUCCCCCCGAGUUUGAGUUCCAGUGGGGGGCCCGGGCUGCCAAGGAGACCUCCAAGAUGCAGAUCCUGCGCUUCGUCGCCAAGAUCCAAAACAAGGACCCCAGGGCCUGGAGCACCCAGUACACUGAGGCGGCAGCUGAGGAGGCAGCCGGGGGGGACCUGUUCCAAGACAUUAGCACCCCUGGAGACACUGGUGGGGCCAGCCAGGGGGCACGGAGGAGGACCCGGUGAGCCUUAUCCACUUCACCUCCAGGUGGUCUGCUCCAUGAUGCCUUGUGGACCAGCAGACCUGCAACGUAGGGAAGUCCUGAUCUCAGGCAUGGGGUAUCUGAGGGGCCCUUGAUCUCAGGUGGCGUGUCAGGUGCACCCCUAGUUUAUAAUCUAGGGCCUCCAGGGAUGAUGAUGGGGGUAGCACAAGUGCCAUGCAAGGGUUUGUGGCAGUGCAGUGGGAGGGAGUGCAGUGAGAGUGUUUAGCUGCUGGCAGGAAGGAGCAUAGCCUGGAUUGAGGGGGGCAAAACUGCUGUACCUGGACCCCAAGCUGUGAGGAACGUGCCAGGCCAAGAUCUAAGUGGGGCCAUUUGGUGGACUCCUGGAUAGCCGGGGGUAGGUCCGGUAGCAAGAUCGUUUGAAAGACACAGAACCAUCAUUGAACUGGGAGGAUUGGUCUGAACUGGAUGGACUGCUGGAAGUUUGGGGGUGAGAGAGGUGUCUUUCAACUCCUAUUUAGCUUGGUAACACUUCGGUAACCAGUUCACUUGUGACUUAUAAUCACUUAACAGCUAUUGUUCUCUAGUUAAUAAACUUGUUUUAGUGGGUUCAUUAAA